AAAUUAUAAAUAAAAGGAGCCGUACUGAUACACUAUCCUGUUCUUAAAGAUACCUCAAGAUUUUCUUCACUGCACUGGUCCUUUUCUUCCUCUCCGCCUCUUUUUCAAACCAGAAAUAUUCAAUCCAUUUUGCUUUCUUUAAAGGCGGAAUCUUUAAGGGAAAGGCAGUCGAAGACUUUAGUAAGAGAGAGAAAAAAAAAAAUGCAGAGCUUCAAGGCAGCUUUGGCUAACCACCUCCAACUCCAUUGCCAUUCUUCCUUCAAUCUACGAGGAGAUGGAAGUGGGCGAGACCAGACACGUUUUACGGAUCUCGGAGAACUUGAACACUCCGCCGCUGCCUUUCAUCACAACGAACCUGUUGAUUUGAGCCCAGUCAGUUUCGCCGUUCUUCCUAAUAACCUACACUACGGGACCUUGGACACGAGCAUUGGCUGUGUGGACACAGGACAACAAUUCAUGUAUCAGAAGGGGACAACCACGAUUGGGGCAACGCUGGGCAACGGGCAGCAUAUUGAGAACUGGGGCGAGUCAGGCAUGGCUGCAGACACCAGCCAACAGACUGACACUUCUACAGAUAUUGACACGGAUGAUAAAAACAAAUUUCUUGGAGUCCAUAAUGGAUCACUCAUGGUUGUAGAUUCAGUGGAUCAAUCUAAGGCAAAAGCUGCUGAUCAAAAGACACUUAGAAGGCUGGCUCAGAAUCGAGAAGCUGCAAGGAAGAGCCGUUUGAGGAAGAAAGCAUAUGUCCAGCAGCUGGAGAAUAGUCGACUCAGGCUCGCACAGCUAGAGCAAGAGCUUCAGCGAACACGCCAACAGGGUGCUUUUAGUGCAACUGGAUAUUCAGGAGAUCAUAUUCAUUCAAUAAAUGGGAAUGGAUCCUUAGCAUUUGACAUGGACUAUGCACGAUGGCUUGAUGAGCAUAAUCGGUUGAUCAAUGAUCUUAGAUUGGCUCUGAAUUCUCAUAUGGGAGAUAAUGAAUUGGACGUUCUUGUUGAUGGCGUAAUGGUGCAUUAUGAUGAGAUUUUCAGGCUAAAGAGCAUUGGUGCAAAGGCUGAUGUAUUUCACAUGCUUUCUGGCAUGUGGAAGACACCUGCCGAGAGGUGUUUCAUGUGGUUGGGAGGAUUCCGUUCAUCUGAACUUCUCAAGAUACUUGGGAAUCACCUUGAACCUUUGACGGAACAGCAGUUGAUGGGCAUAUGUAAUUUGCAGCAAUCCUCCCAACAGGCUGAAGAUGCCUUAUCUCAAGGGAUGGAAGCUUUGCAACAAUCUCUAGUAGAGACACUCUCUUCAACCUCUCUGGGCUCUUGUGGUUCUGGAAAUGUAGCAGAUUACAUGGGGCAGAUGGCUAUUGCUAUGGGCAAACUUGCAACACUCGAGAAUUUCCUACACCAAGCUGAUCUUCUGAGACAACAAACUCUGCAACAAAUGCAUCGAAUUUUAACGACUCGUCAAGCUGCUUGUGCACUACUUGUUAUCAGUGACUACAUCUCGCGUGUCCGGGCGCUCAGUUCAUUAUGGUUAGCACGCCCCAGGGAAUGACAUUGUUUCCACAAAAGCAUGCUUUUGAAAUUCAUUGAUGCUUCUCACAUCAUUAAUUGGAUAUAUACGUGCCAUCAGUUAGGAGCCCUUCCAAAAGUUUUGGGACUAUGAAGAAGGAGAACGACAUGUUUGAGACUAUUGACUGCCAAGAAAUCCCUUCUUGCUGCUGCUGUUUGACAGAUGAGGUUCAACUCUUGGCUCUUUUAGAUGUUUAAUCACACCUUUGUACAUCGAGUAGCGGCUGACCGGUGGUUGUCUUCAACUCUGUCACUAAUUAAGCAUUGUCGUCGAUGGAUACUGACUAACCACCUAAUAAUGCAAUGGUAUUCUUGUCUUGCAA
This is a messenger RNA of Juglans microcarpa x Juglans regia, 1879 nucleotides long. Its product is annotated as transcription factor PERIANTHIA-like. The transcript is spliced from 11 exons. Gene Ontology annotation, molecular function: sequence-specific DNA binding; DNA-binding transcription factor activity. Bases 202 to 1539 code for a protein of 445 amino acids. The record is from RefSeq and is a predicted model, not a curated record. Lineage: Eukaryota; Viridiplantae; Streptophyta; Magnoliopsida; Fagales; Juglandaceae. Gene Ontology annotation, biological process: DNA-templated transcription; regulation of DNA-templated transcription.